CUUCGCCAAUGGCUCGGGUUUGAGGUGGAUGCCAACCCUGAAAUUGAAGAGGAAGAGGAAGUUGAUGAGGUGGUAACUACGAGUGAGGACGGUGUUGUUACCGGAAACGGUAGUCAACCCCCAGAAUCCAUGCAGACACCCGCCCCGGCCUCUCCACUACUGGCUUAGCGACGAUGGCCGCGGCCACCGCCAGGCGCGCUCGUAGGGUGGUAGUGUUGUGGGCGUGCGUGUACCAUAUGGUUGGCGCACGUCAACUACCAGAUCCUCAAAAUCAUGGGUGAUUCCUCUUUGGUCAAAAUGACUGUUGUUUUUUUUCCAUACUUAACAAGCAGAGAUGAGCGAAGUUACAGAACCAAAAUUGGAAACGCCAGAUGAGUUGCCAGGUAACAAUACCUUUAGCACCUCCACGAGCAACCAGCCUCCAGAUGAUGAUGAUGAUGACGAACAAACCGGAGGUGGUAAACAGCAGAAGGAAAGAAGAAAAAUCGAAAUCAAGUUCAUCCAGGACAAGUCCAGAAGACACAUUACCUUCUCCAAGAGAAAGGCCGGGAUCAUGAAGAAGGCAUACGAGUUGUCUGUGUUGACCGGAACCCAGGUUUUGUUGUUGGUGGUGUCUGAGACCGGGUUAGUGUACACUUUUACCACUCCCAAGUUGCAACCUUUGGUCACCAAGAGUGAGGGUAAGAACUUGAUCCAGGCGUGUUUGAAUGCUCCCGAGGAAGGAUUGGGUGACGACCAGGACAACCAAAGUGAAGGAAACUCGCCUGAUUCUCCAGAACCUGCUCAGCAGCAGCACCAGCCAUCGGCUCAACCCCAGCAGGUGCCUACUCACCCUCUCCACCACCAGCAAAUCCAGCCCGGUGUUGCUGCCAACCAGUUGCCUCCUGGAGCCCAUUUACCUCCUGGAAUGCCAUACCCUCAGUCGCAUCCCCAGAUGCCUAUGCCUCCCCAAGGGUACAACGACCCCAACGUAUACCAACAGUACUUUAACAUGCAAAAUGGUAAUAUUCCUAACCAGCAGCAGUACCAGUAAAUGGGUGUCCGUGAUAUUUAGUUUGUUUAAAAUGUGUUUUACUGUAAUAUACGUGAGAUCUUGAGUCUGACGCACAU
Molecule: messenger RNA, 1110 nt
Organism: Yamadazyma tenuis ATCC 10573
Lineage: Eukaryota; Fungi; Ascomycota; Pichiomycetes; Serinales; Debaryomycetaceae
Product: MADS-box domain-containing protein
Biological process (GO): positive regulation of transcription by RNA polymerase II
Molecular function (GO): DNA-binding transcription factor activity, RNA polymerase II-specific; RNA polymerase II cis-regulatory region sequence-specific DNA binding; protein dimerization activity
Source: RefSeq, a predicted model, not a curated record